GCUCAAAGUCAGAAAAUGAGAUACAAGACUUCCUUGGUGAUGAGGAAAAGAUUACGGCUUUACCGAAACUCCCUAAAAGAGUCUAGUAGCAGCUCCGGACACCAUGGCCCCCAGCUUGCUGCCGCCUCCAGCCCCUCGGUGUUCCCGGGCCUUCAAGAGCAGCCACCGCAGGCCUCCCCCAGCGGCACUUUGAACGGACUCCUGCGUCUGGGGCUCCCUGGAGACAUGUACGCGCGGCCCGAACCCUUUACGCCGGGACCGGUGGCCCGCAGCGACGCCCUGGCAGCUGCCGCGGCCCUGCACGGCUACGGGGGCAUGAACCUGACCGUGAACCUCACGGCGCCCCACGGUCCCGGUGCCUUCUUCCGCUACAUGCGCCAGCCGAUCAAACAGGAGCUCAUCUGCAAGUGGCUGGCAGCCGAUAGCCCCGCGCCCCCGCGCCUCUGCUCCAAAACUUUCAGCACCAUGCACGAGCUGGUCACGCACGUCACCGUGGAACACGUCGGCGGCCCGGAGCAGGCCAACCACAUCUGCUUCUGGGAGGAGUGUCCGCGCCAGGGCAAGCCCUUUAAAGCCAAAUACAAACUUGUAAAUCACAUCCGCGUGCACACGGGCGAGAAGCCCUUCCCCUGUCCUUUCCCGGGGUGUGGGAAGGUGUUUGCUAGAUCAGAAAAUCUCAAAAUACACAAAAGAACUCACACAGGGGAGAAGCCCUUCAGGUGCGAGUUCGAGGGCUGCGAGCGGCGCUUCGCCAACAGCAGCGACCGCAAGAAGCACUCGCACGUGCACACGAGCGACAAGCCAUACACGUGCAAAGUGCGCGGCUGCGACAAGUGCUACACGCACCCCAGUUCUCUGCGUAAGCACAUGAAGGUGCAUGGGCGCUCGCCGCCGCCGCCUAGCUCUGGCUACGACUCGGCCACGCCGUCUGCCCUGGUGUCGCCCUCAUCGGACUUCGGCCGCGACCCGCCGGUGGCCUCCUCGGCGGCGGUGGCGGCGCGUGGCGCCGACCUGAGUGAAUGGUACGUGUGUCAGGGCGCGGGCCCC
This is a messenger RNA of Panthera uncia (snow leopard), 1047 nucleotides long. RefSeq names its product Zic family member 4 (gene ZIC4). Gene Ontology annotation, cellular component: nucleus. The transcript has 3 exons. The annotation marks the transcript as partial. Lineage: Eukaryota; Metazoa; Chordata; Mammalia; Carnivora; Felidae. Gene Ontology annotation, molecular function: RNA polymerase II cis-regulatory region sequence-specific DNA binding; DNA-binding transcription factor activity, RNA polymerase II-specific. The record is from RefSeq and is a predicted model, not a curated record. Gene Ontology annotation, biological process: regulation of transcription by RNA polymerase II; central nervous system development.